This is a messenger RNA of Prosopis cineraria, 2093 nucleotides long. Its product is annotated as M phase phosphoprotein 10-like. Lineage: Eukaryota; Viridiplantae; Streptophyta; Magnoliopsida; Fabales; Fabaceae. The record is from RefSeq and is a predicted model, not a curated record. The transcript has 2 exons. Bases 570 to 1520 code for a protein of 316 amino acids.
AAGCGAUGACCUGACAAACAAGAGGACGGCAAUAAAUAUGAUAAUCUUUCUACCAACUCAGCGGCCGACGCGGCGGAGCCAAUUCAAUGCCCUUGAGGCCUUAACCAACUCUCCCUCAACUAAAGCGACGUCGUUAGUACCCGGCUCAGCCUCUAUGACUCAAAAGCCUAAUAGAACAAUCCAGCUCCAGCACGCACUCACUCACUCGCAUACAUGAAUGACUGGCCUGUGAGUCCGUGACCUCCAUGUCAUUCUUGACCUUUCGCUAUCUUCUCUCUUUCCAUUUCUCUCUCUUCUUUCAGAUUGUGGAUUUUCCACUUUUGCUCUGCAAACCGCCACUGAGCAGCCACCAACACUGCCUCGCCUCUCUACGUCCUAGCUUCUCGCAUUACCUUCCUCCAUCCUCUCACUACUCUUUGCAUUUUCUACCCAAUCUAGCACCACAGCUUUCUUGAAGACUUUGGCUUCAAUCUGCAGAAGACUUUGCCUUACUUUAUUGCUGAUCUUUCUUAAAUAGAUUCCACUACCCUUUGCCGGCCAAAGUUGGAAGAGAAUUUUAUGUGUAAACCAUGUUGAAGCAAUUGACCGGCAGAAACCAGAGAACCAAAGGCUUCAAGGUAAAGAAUAGUCUUCAGAUAUUUGUUUUGGUUGCUGGUUGCCUCUGGUUGCUUUAUCAGUUGAAAUACUCUUAUGAUAAAAAGAGCGAGUAUGAGCAAAACCCUAGAACGACACUUGAAAAGCUGCAGUUCCAGCAUGAAAACCCAAAGCUUGGAAGAAAAGGCUUUCAGCUAUGGAUAAAGAAGCCAGAAGAUUUGAUAGAUGAUGCAGAAGAGAUGAAGCCUGAAAAAAUCAAGGUCAGAAGAGGCGGCCGGUAUGAUGAAAUGAAUGGACAUGAUCAAUAUAAAAUGGAAGAGGAAGAUUCUGAGGAAGUAGAAGACCUGAUCGAUGAAGAAGACAAGGAGACGAUAGAGGAAACUGAAGAGGAAGAGGACGAGGAUAUGGGACAAAACAUUGGGGAUAUUAGCUCAUUGAAAGAUAAAAGCCACGAUGAGGGUGAAAAAUACGGAGACAAGGAAAAUAAAAAUGGUGCAUCCAGGGUUAUGAUGAGGAAAACACAAAGCACAGGUGCUGAAUUUGAAUUUAGAGGUUUAGAAAGUUCGGAAAAGGCUCGAAUAAUAAAGCAACAGAACAAAAUCACGGCCGCCAGCAAAGGUCUUGUACCAAGAACUGAGUCAAUUCCUAAAAUCGUAGACAAAGUGAAAGCUGAAUAUGGUUCUUUCCAAACUGUGCUUGCCAGAAGAAAAGAUCACAUGCUUGAUUUUUCUGAUUCAGAAGCUGGGUCCAGUUCUGAUUCAUUGCUUAAAAUGGAAACGAUUAAACCCAGAGCAUACCAUAAUUUAGCACGAAUAUCGAUUGAAGCUAUUGGUUCUUUACAAGGAGCAAAUGCUGAUGAAAAUGAGAAGGCAAGUGAUCGUGGAAUUGGUGAAGAAGUUAGUUUGAAAAGAGCUCGAAGCCUAUAGUAAAAGGGGAAAAAGUCAUCUUAUCGUUGAAAAAGAAGUUGAUGGCUUUUGAACUAGUUGGAAAUCGCAGAUUGUUUUGCAAUGUUGGAACAAUGUUUUCAUACUCUCUCUCCCCAGCUACAUAUCUAUUGCACAGCAAGCCUAUAGGUUUAGACGACAAGGCACGGUGAAGUUGCCGUCAAUGAAUAAUGUGUUCGAAAAAGUGGUAGUGCUGGAAAAAACAAGCACAAGCAUCUUUCUACAAAGUUCUAACUUUUGGCUAAACUGCUUUUUGAGCAUAUCAAAGGUAGUUCCAACCCAACCACGCUGCAAGUAGUUGCUUUCAGAAUAAGAUCUUGGUACCAUGGUGUUGAAUGUUAGUGAAACAUUUUCCUUUUAUCUUGUGGCCGAGGAAUAAUGUUUUGCUUUGGCUCCCACCCUCCCCACCUUGUUUUGUUGGAUAUUUUGCUUGUUACCCACGCAUAUUGUACAAAUGUACAAUUUACAUGCUCUGGCAAAAUAGUGAGGCUUUUUAUUAAUCUUGUAAUGGCUGCUCAAAAUAGUGGCAAGUGCCGAGUUACCUUUGUUAACCAA